Messenger RNA from Rotaria sordida, 1545 nucleotides. NCBI's taxonomy places the organism in Eukaryota, Metazoa, Rotifera, Eurotatoria, Philodinida, Philodinidae. The record is from the annotation of a GenBank genome assembly.
AUGACUAAUGAUGAUUCACCUUCAAAUUUAAAUGAAGAUACAAAAACAAUCGAAAAAACGAUGCAACCAGUUCUUACAACACAAGCACAACACAUAAGUACACCAAAUGAAUCAGUACGUCGACAUGUUCGAAUCUUAGCAGAAGAAGAAAGAAUUGGUGCGGAUAAAUGGUUAUCUAUAUUGAAUCAAGUUUAUGAUGAUUUAAAUUAUUCACCAUCACAGCGUAUAGACUAUACAAUUAAAUUUUUAAAUGAAGAACAAAAAGUAUGGUAUGAACAAAAUAAAGAUGAAGUUAAGGACGAUUGGACAUUAUUUCGUGAACAAUUAAAACAAAAUUCAUCUAACUAUAAAUUAACUCGAACAACUGCUCCGCCAAUUAAUAUUUCAACAUUAAACAAUACCGAAGUGGUCGUACUAGAAGAUCUCAUCGAUGCAAAAUUUGACAAAUAUGCAGGUGUUGGUGAUGCAAAAAAUUGGUUAUUGCAAACCAUGAAUCAAUUUAAAGCAUGUGGUUUACGACGUGAUGAUCAAAUUGAAGCUAUACCUUUACUAUUAGAGGACGAUGCUUAUUUAUGGUAUGCUGACAACAGCCAUGCAAUUUUCAACUUCGAAACAUUCACCAAGUUAUUUCUUCAACAAUUCAAAUCAACGAUAUCAUCAUCAACAAGUUCAAAAGGGGGUACGGGAACAUUAGUGACCACAGUACCUGAUUACUCAUCUACAUCACAUUUACAACGAACCGUGGCGGAUGAAAUUAUUAAGAAACCAACAUAUUUUCGUGGUUCACAAGAUGAUGUACACGAUUGGUUAGAUAAGUUAGAACAACGUUUUACAAUGGCUAAUUGGAAUGACGAACAAAAAUUACGAUAUAUUUCCAUACAUUUACAGGAUGAUGCAUAUAGGUGGUGGAUGCAAACAUCCACAUCAAUUAAAACAUGGUCAGCAUUUAUUACAGCUAUUACACAAGCUUUUGGAUCAACAAAGGUACAAGAAUUAGCAUUUGAACAAUUAAAAUGGUAUAAACAAACAGUUAAUCAAUCCAUUACACAAUAUUAUGAUAAAAUUAUUGAAUUAUGCAAAAAAGUCGAUCCUGUAAUGCCUGAUUCUUUGAAAUUAAAAUAUUUAAUGGUUGGAGUGAAAGAAUCAUUGAAGACACAUGUUGCAUUACACGAUCCUCAAACAACAGAAGCAUUUUUAUCAUCAGCAAAGAAGAUUGAAGAUGUAUUAUCAAUUACCAAAACAAAUAAUGAAUUAUCUGACAAUGAUAUUACCAUCAUCAAUGCAACUGGUUAUCAAAAUCAAGUACGUGAUCGAGCAACAUUCACACGAACAUCAAACAAUAAAUUUAAUCAAAAAAAUCCUUGGAAUGCAAAUGCAUCACGAACUCGAACAAAUUCUAGUCAGGGAAUACCAGUUGGAAAUAAUGCAAAUCGACAAAAUAAAUUCUCAAAUUCUACAAGAUCAACACAGAAACUAGGUGCUUGUUACAAUUGUGGUACUCCUGGCCAUUAUGCCCGGGAUUGUACCCGUCCCCAUUUUCAAUAG